This is a messenger RNA of Penicillium egyptiacum, 1638 nucleotides long. Lineage: Eukaryota; Fungi; Ascomycota; Eurotiomycetes; Eurotiales; Aspergillaceae. The record is from the annotation of a GenBank genome assembly.
AUGGCAGAGAAGACACAGCCAGGCCAGCUAGCCGAGAAAGAAGGUGCCAGCAACGCCAUGCACGAGGAGAACAAGGAGGGUGUCAAGGAGGGCGUCAAGGUAGAGACUGUCCAGGGCUCACUGGCUCUCGACAUCGCCAGGCGGACCAAUCCCCCGAAUCCCUGGAGCGUUCAGAUGAGAAAGCUAUAUUUAUUCCUGACUGUGGCGUAUCUUUGCUCAGCUUUAAACGGGUUUGAUGGGUCGCUUAUGGGUGCUCUGCUUCCCAUCGAACAGUUUCGCAAAACUUUCGGCUCUGGCUUGGUCGGUGCCAAAGCCUCUUUGAUUCAAGGAAUGUACACCAUUGGAGGUGUCUCCGCGCUGCCGUUUGUCGGAAUUAUUCUCGAUUCUUGGGGUCGACGGUCCGGCAUGUUUCUUGGAUCCUGCUCUGUCAUCCUGGGCACUAUUCUUGGUGGUACUGCCAACCACAUGGAUCAAUUACUCGCCAGCCGAUUCUUCCUUGGUUGGGGAUACUCCUUGGCCUCCGCUGCCGCACCCGCCUACGUCGUCGAGAUGAGUCACCCUGCAUACCGUGACAUUCUGACCGGUCUAUAUAAUUGCCAGUACUUUGUCGGAGCUAUUGCCGCUGCUGGUGCCUGUCGAGGAUGCCUAAAAUACCAGAGUUCUCUCGCGUGGCGCAUCCCCAUCUGGUGUCAGUUGAUUUCGUCCAGCAUGGUGGUGUUGAGUGUUUGGUUUAUACCCGAAUCACCUCGAUGGCUCUAUAGCCAUGGGCGCCGUGAGGAAGCCUGGGACGUUAUCACCAAGUAUCACGGCGAGGGCUCCCGGGAUAAUGCCUAUGUUCACCUGCAGGUCCGAGAAUAUGAAGAGGCGAUCAACCUUGAAGGCUCGGAUAAGAAGGCAUGGGACUUCAGAUCUCUUGUUAAAACAAAGGCCGCGAGAUGGCGCCUCUUAUGUGUGGGUAUCGCAUCUUUCAUGAGUCAGUGGGCGCAGGCUGGUGUCACAACCUACUACAUCGGCGGGCUUCUAGCGUCAGCUGGUAUCACUGAUACAGCGCAAGUGCUGAACGUCAAUCUUGGAAACACCAUUCUUUCCGCUGGCCUAGCCUAUCUGGGAAGUUAUCUGGGCCCAAAAAUCCGACGCAGGCCUAUGAUGCUGGGCGCGUCUGUUGCUUGCACUAUCUGCUUUGCGUGUUUCUCAGCCACAACCGGGGUGUACACAAACACAAAGAACGCAGGAGCGGCCACUGCUUCUAUCGUAUUUAUCUUCUUGAUUGGCGCUUGUUUCAGCUUUGGCUGGACCCCAUUGCAAGCCAUGUACGCCGUCGAAUGCCUUUCUUAUGAAACUCGUGCCAAGGGCAUGGCUAUGUACUCCGUCUUCACCAAUAUUGCCUUGCUGGUGAAUCAGUUCGGAGUCGGAAAUGCCAUCGACGUCAUUGGCUGGCAUACAUAUAUCAUUUUGGCCGGCUGGAACAUCGUCCAGGGAGUGUUUAUCUUCUUCUUCGCUGUUGAAACAAACAACCGGACGCUCGAAGAGCUCACGGAGAUCUUUGAUGCUCCCAAUCCCCGGAAGAAGAGUACGGAAGCACGACAGGUCUUGGUUUCUGAAAAUGAGAACCAGGUGGUGCAAGUUAAGAGUGCAUAG